AAAACAUUUUUGACAAGAACUGACUAUUUGUAGCUUUCAUAAAUAUUAAAAAUUAUUUUUUAAUAAUAUAAUAUACUAAGUAUAUCGAAUUAUAUAUUUAAGAAUACUAAAAAUAUGUAAAUAAGUAACGAAUUAAAUUUAAAUAAAUUUAGUCAUACUUGAGUAGUUACAUAGGGACUGCACAUUGCCAGUGAAUUGUUUAAGUAAACAAAUAUGUAUUUGAAUUUAAUGCUUAUACAUAUGAGUACAUGGAUAUAAAAUAUAUAUAGAAUAGAUUGAGUCAUAAAAAGUACAUCUAGAUGAAAACAUUCAAGUUUUCUUUACUUUUAUUUUUUCAGUAACUGAGUGAUCAUUAAAAAAUAAAUUAAAAAUUUUUAAACAUUAAUUUAAAAAUUAGCAGAUGUCAAAUUAAUUAAAUACAUUUUAUAUUUAAUAAAAGUAAUAUAACGUAAGUGGACAUCAGUGACAUAAUUUUUUAUCCAUAAUUUUAAAAAGUUUGGCCUUCGAAGGUUAUAUGGACAUGACUGCGUUCGUCAGCAAAAUACUGGGGUUUAAAUCCCAGCGUGUUCCUUUUGAAGAAAGUGAAAACAAUGGCUUAGUAUUGUCAGACAAAUACAUUCCUGAAGAAUUACUGGGAGAGUUAUUUUGUUACGUUGACUGCAAGUCGCUUUUGAAUUGUCAGCUGGUUUGCAAAAGAUGGAAAGAUCUUAUCCAGGAAUACGUGUGGAGAAAAAAAGCGGAGCUAAUAUUCGGUCAAUCGCUCCAGUGUUUAAAGAGCUAUGAAUUGCCUUGGACAGUUUAUUAUAAGAUUUGUAAAAAAAAUCCCUUUGAACGUAACUUGCUGAAGAAUCAUUCUGGUCAAGAAGGAUUGAAGAAGCACUGGGUUAUUUCGCGACAGGGUGGCGAUCAUUGGAGAAUCGAGAAGCCACCAGUUGGUGUUCCACCUCUGCCAGACGAUCCUGUUUUUGAAGGAAAAAAUUCAUGUUUCGUGACGUCCUACAGUUUGUGUUCUAAAAGACAAAUUGUUGAUCUUAUUGCUGAAGGAUUAUCUGAUGUCCUUCUUGAUACUUUCCAACCACCUAUUCAGGUUGGCGAGUGGUACAGUUGUCGUUGGGAUUGUCCAGCAAAAUAUGACUGUCAUGUAUCAUUACUUGAUGAAAAUGACAAGGAGUUAGAAGUCUAUGUAUUUAGAGAUGAUCUUGAAGUUGAUGAGAAACAAAAUAAAUGGUUGCAUUUUACUCAUGAGUUCACAAACUACGGACUCGGUGUCAAGAAAGUUUUAUUUCAACACAGUGGCAAAGACAAUUUAUUCUGGGCUGGGCACUACGGAAGCAAAAUGGCUGGAGCUUCUGUCGUUGUAAAAGUAAAUCCAAAGGCGUCGAACGCUUCAACGAAACGAAGAUCUAGCAUAGAGUUAGAUUCUAGUAUAGAGUUAGACUAGUACUAGUUGAUUUUAAAUUGUUUCCAUUUAAAAAUUUUAUUGCAUUUGGGCACCCCUUCUACCGCAAAAUUCGACGAAAAUAGGCGUGGUAUAUCCCUACUCUAUAAUCCAAGAUAUUAAAAUGUUCAAGAUAGACUACUAGGGUGAACUCAUCUUUACCUAAAGCUGCAUCACUAGCAAAAAAAAUUCUCUAGAUUACACAUGCACAUUAAAUGGAUCGGCUAACGAUUGUGGAUCGUCAUUAACUAAUUAUGUUAAUAAUAAUGUUAAAAAUCAUUAUGUUAAUAAUAUAUUUAAUUAAUAAAGUUUUUAUUGAUUUAUAAAUAAAUAAAGCUAUUGAUUAAUUGCUAAUGUUGCUGGCAACAUAAUUGAAAUUAUUUGUAAGCGUUCUGUACUUAAUUAUAAUGGCACUUUA
Molecule: messenger RNA, 1856 nt
Organism: Microplitis demolitor
Lineage: Eukaryota; Metazoa; Arthropoda; Insecta; Hymenoptera; Braconidae
Product: F-box only protein 44
Exons: 5
Coding region: 515-1441 (308 amino acids)
Biological process (GO): SCF-dependent proteasomal ubiquitin-dependent protein catabolic process; glycoprotein catabolic process
Cellular component (GO): cytoplasm; SCF ubiquitin ligase complex
Molecular function (GO): ubiquitin protein ligase activity; protein binding
Source: RefSeq, a predicted model, not a curated record